UCAAACAACAUGGCGGACAGUGCUUUACCUGUCUUUCAAAUUUCUGAUAAGAACUCACUUGGAUUCUGGCCUGUUUUGAUUGAUGUUUAUCAUUUGUAGAAGUAUUACAGAUUUUCAAAAUGGCAGACAAACUGGGAGGUCCACCAGUGCUCUUUCCUUGUGCAUCAAGGGUACAAGUGCCUCACGUUGGUGCUGAUGAACGUGAAUACACUGUCAGGACUUCAUCACAACUCAGUAGCCAAGAUGGACCUCUAGCCAGAGGUCCUGGAAUAGUGUACAGCUCUACUCAGAAAGACUCCAGUGAUUUGAAUGCACAUUAUUUGAAGAAGAUCAGCACAGGGCUCUCCUUCAGCGAAGAUGUGGUACAAGAUAGGUGUUUUCAUGCAUUGCCUUAUGAUAGCAAGUAUCUACAAGAUGCCUUAAAGUUGCCAAAUUUCCUGCAUUUACCUAAGAAAACCUCUCAGGCCAUGGGAAGGUUUUACCUCAGAGGCUCUGAUAAGAAACACCAACCAUGCCACCUGAAAAGCACUGGGCCACAUUAUCUGAAACCUUUAAAAAGAAGAAUAAUGAAAAAGGCAUUAGAAAUGUCUAAGCAAGAGGAGGAUCUAUUGCAAAAAAUACAAAAAGAAGAGGAUAUGGUGGACGAGGAUCAAGAGGACGAUUUAACAGACAGACGCCAAAUCUCCACAUCAGCAAGUGGGGUAUUUUUAACUGAAGCAUCACCUAGCAGCCCAACUAAAAGCAAAGUAAAAUCUUUUAAAACUGGACCAACAGAGAGAAAGUCUAAAGAAUUAGACCAAGAGGAAGAGGAUGAACUGGAUGGCGGAAAAGUUGCUGGUAAAUUUUCAAAAAAACUGAGAGCAGAUUGGGACUCACACCUUAUCAGUAAACUGAGCAAAAGAACAGCCCAGUGGAUUGUGCAUCAGAAGAUGUUGCCAGAUGAACACCAGAAAGACCUGGAACACCUUUUGUCGGCCAAAUAUGGAAAACCGUCCACCACAGAACUGGUGCCUGAUGAUGCUAGUGAGACAAGUUUUUCAAUGUUCAAAAAGAGGGAGUUGGAAACACCCAAGAAAAAGUACAGGAGGCAGGAAGAAAUAUUACUGGAUCGUGCCACUCAGACUCCAGGUUUUGAUGACAGUGAUGAGGAGUCCCUGGAUCUCACCACUGUCCCAUACUCUGACAGAAAUAAAGCCACAUUUUAUCGACAGCCAGCUGGACUUAGAAGGGAAAGGAAGCACCAGGCGAGAGCUCAAGCAGCCAUCAACAGAACUGCAGGAAACAUUGAGGUUAUCCCCAGGAAAUCUCUCCCGCCACCCACCUUGAAUGACUUCAUGAAUCCCCACUGUGGAGAAAAGAUGUUCAUGACAGACAACAUGUUCCAGCAGGAGUGGCUUACAGGAACUAAGCAGGUACAUCAGGUGUUUGGCGACAAAAGCAAAAUUGUCCUGGAAAAUCUGAACAGGUACAGGAAAGUUUUGCAGAGAAAAUAUCCAGACGACCCAGAAUCCUGGUUCCCAGAAACAGAUGAGGAGAGACAAAAGCGUCUCAAGGAAGCCAAGAAGAGCAAGAAGAUCACCAAGGGUUUACACAGGUGGAAGGACCUACCCGAACCUAUUGAUGACACUGCUGAGUUGCUGAACUUAAAACAGCCUGGAGCUGACUUAGAAGACGACAAUCUUCCAGAUCCAACAAAACUACGGAAGAUCAAGAAAGGGAAUUUGUCUCUUUUGAGAAUUGUUGAUGACUGGAAGCAUCGCUGGAACCUGAAUGACCGGUAUGCAGACAGCACCCCUGAUGACCUCAUAGUGGACAUGCAGGACUUACACCCACAUGUCCGGCUGAAGGCCAUUACCACCAUUGCUAAGGCAGCAGAGUAUAGACCUCCCCCAGAGCCAGGGAUACAGAUUCACUCACAUGUAGAGGAGGAGGAUCACGUCAGCACGCUGCCUGAGAAAUUGUUCGUGGCUUUGGAGUGUCUGCUUCAAGAUACAAACCAGCACGUCCGCAGGGCAGCUGCUAUCACACUGUUUUCUCUGAAUAGGCCACAUCCUGAGGGAGAAAAGAUUUUGAGAGAAACUCUGAGGAAAGAGAAGUCUGUGGACCGUUGGGCUGCUGCCCAGUGUUUGGCCCACUUUGGUGUGUGUGACUCUGAGGUGGUGGGUGAGCUGGUCCAUCAGCUGAUGACUCAGGAGGAUCUGAUCAGCCAUGAGAGAUGUGCCCAUCUUCUAGCCAGGCUUAGUGUUAACUCUACAUUGCCAUACUCCAUGCUGGCAGAACAGUUGAACAGCAGUAGCUGGAGACACAGGGUGAUGGCCUGCAAGGUCAUGGUAAAACUGUAUGGGAAAAUUAACAGGGAUAUAGCUCAGAAGUUAACCUAUCUGAUGUGGAAUGACUGGCACAGCGAGGUGCGUAAAGCGGCAGCUCAGACCCUGGGGAAGAGCGGCCAUGGCAAGGACAUUCAUGACCAACUCAGAGAGAGGUUGACCAGCAGUGACGCAAACAUCAGAGUUGAUGCCAUUGUCAAAGUGGGCUACCUCAAAAUUAUGACUUCCAAGUUGCUUCCAUCAUUCCUGAAGUGUUUUGAUGAUGACUACAUUGCGGCUAAGAUCGCUGCAUGCCAAGCAGCCGGGAUGCUUCAGAUUGAGGAGCCUGAUGUGAUAGACAAGCUAGUCUACUUGGCUACAUAUGAGAGAGUCUGGAAGAUAAAAGCUCAUGCCAUUAAAGCAAUGGGAAGGAUUGGUAAAGAGAUGGAGGAAGUAAGAGACUGUGUCAUCUGGGCAUUUCGUUUCGAGGAUCAGGCAGGCGUGCGUGCCGAGGCAUGCCACACGAUUGUUGCACUGAACAUGAAUGAUGAAGAAGUCACUCAGAUACUGCAGGACAAGUUUCUUGUUGAGCCAGACCCUAUGGUUAAGAAACAGAUUGCCCAGGCGCUGGCAACAUUCGGCAUCAGUGCCACGGAGGAGACAGACAUGGUGCUGCAGAUUAAGAAUGAGGUGCGCAAGCUGUGUACCAAAAGCAACAUCUGUGCCCAGAUCACGGUCAACGAGGCCAUCGAUGAUAAAGAGUAUAACCUGGCACGCAUGUUGUACCGCCCUGGACCUGCCGAGGAGUUGGCUCUUGAGCAGAAGAUGCGCAGUGUCACUAACACCCCAGCUCCUCCAGAGGUCAAGGUCACAUCAAGGACACCUUCUCCGGUCAGCAAUGUCAGGGAGCAGAACAUGUUCACCCCAACUGCAGAUGAUGAACUUGAGAGGAUACUGGAAGGGGAUGAGGAGGAGGAAGAAGAUGAGGAUGAGGAGACUUCAACCAUCAAAACUGGAACUGAGGAGCUUUCACAGUCAAGAGGCUCCAAACGUCGGAGCAAGCCAGGUUCUCUGGUUUCCCAAGCUCUCUCUAAUGUCUCUGAUGAGGAGACAUCUGAGGAAAGUGAGGAAGAUUGGGAGGGUGAAGAGGAGAAGGAAGAAGAACAUGUCACCUCAAAAUCACGGGCAUCUGGCACAUCCCGUGGCCCAAGUAGAGUAAGUAAUGCCACAAAGGACACAAACCCAGCAAUAGGAGACUCUGAGGAGGUGGCCAAAACACCACUUCUCAAACGCAUCGAGGCAGCCAUUGAAGGGCGCUCGUCAUCCAGUCGCUCUAAGCGCUCAACCAGAUCCAGUGUGAAAUCACAGAAGAGCAGUGCCAAAUCUAAAUCCAGUAAUAAAGACUCCAUCAGAGAUCAGGUGGUUGAGAAAGAACUAUCCGACAGGGUGUCAUACAUAGAGGUGACAUCAGAAAUGGAGGGCAUGGCCAGUGAGGAGGAUGAAAGGACAGUAUUAGGGAGUGAUAUUGUGACGGGUACCCAAAAAUCUAUGUCAUCCACCCAAGGUGACAACAGACUGCAGGACUUUGAUGAUGAAACUUAUAACCAUGAACAGGACAGUCAAAUGAUUCUGGACAUUCUGAGGAAAAGGUACCCAGAGUCCACCCCAUCCAUAUCUGAGACCCCCAGUAUGGUGUCUUCAUAUCACCGAUGGGAUGAGGAAGUCCCAGUAGAGAAACCAGUCAAUGCCUCACCAUCACUGGCUCCAACCAUCCUCAUCCAGGCAGCAUCCUCGGAGCACCUGUAUGAUUUCAGUGAUCAGGGAAGUGCCCAUGGUCAUGAUGAAAAUGGUCAUGGGGAAAAUGGUCAUGAAACAAGUGGUCAUGAAACUGCUGAUCAUGAAACAGAUAAGACCACUGUUCAUGAACCAAGUGAGCAUGACAGCAAUAUCCCAACACAACAAGUAGCUAAUCUGGAAGAUGAAAAGUCAGAAACUACUGAUAACGCCCAAAACCUGUCAGAUCCCAAUGUUGGAAGUGAAUCACCACCAGAGAGUAAUUGAAAUGCCAAAUAACACCAGUGAUCAGUGCUGAUAUCACUAUUUAGUUAAUAUAUCAAGUCAGUGAUGGAGAUAGGACUAAGAGAAGGAUGAAUAGUACAUCUCAGAAAAUUCAUAACAGUUAUAGCUUACAGUCAGUAUUUUAUAUAUAUAUGACUAACUUGCCUGAGAAUUUUAUCUUCUUACAUACUUGUUUAUAUUUAUUGAACACUGCAUACAUAAAAGUGACAAUAUUUGCAUUUUUAUUAUUACUAAAAUAUGAGAUUUCACUUUUUUAACCUGCUGAGCAGGAAGAACACUUUCCGUUUAUUUGAGGUGCCUUGCCAAGGAGGCAGGAACCUUUCCCUGGAAGAUGGAUUGAGUUCAUCAUUUCAGAUGUUUGCAUUUUGGAUUCAGUAUACUAUGAUAUUAAUCAAAUGAAACGUGUUUUUGAACAUAUUAACAUAUUGUCUAAAAUGGUAACUUCAUUCCAAAUGUGAUAAAUAAGUAUUUUUCU
Lingula anatina is the source of this 4860-nucleotide messenger RNA. RefSeq lists its product as uncharacterized. Gene Ontology annotation, molecular function: deoxyhypusine monooxygenase activity. NCBI's taxonomy places the organism in Eukaryota, Metazoa, Brachiopoda, Lingulata, Lingulida, Lingulidae. Gene Ontology annotation, biological process: peptidyl-hypusine biosynthetic process. The record is from RefSeq and is a predicted model, not a curated record.